Molecule: messenger RNA, 964 nt
Organism: Gossypium raimondii (Peruvian cotton)
Lineage: Eukaryota; Viridiplantae; Streptophyta; Magnoliopsida; Malvales; Malvaceae
Product: auxin-induced protein 22B
Exons: 3
Coding region: 112-687 (191 amino acids)
Biological process (GO): regulation of DNA-templated transcription
Cellular component (GO): nucleus
Molecular function (GO): protein binding
Source: RefSeq, a predicted model, not a curated record
CCGCAAGGCCUAAACACAUGCAUUUGUUCUUUCUCCUCUAAGAACUGAUCAUCUUUCAGCUAAGCUUUCAAUCUAGCUUUAGUUAUAGAAAAAAACAGUGGAAUUAAGGGUAUGGCAUUUGCGAAAGAUCUCAACCUUGAUGCCACCGAGCUCCGGCUAGGCUUACCGGGAACCUCCGACGAGUCAGCUAAGAACCAAACGCCGGCAACUCUUCGGAGCAACAACAAAAGAGCCUUGCCUGAAGAAUCUAUGUCUAGUAAUGCCACAGCUUCCAAAAACUGUAACCAAGAAACUGCUCCACUCCCCAAGGCACAAGUGAUAGGGUGGCCACCGAUCAGAUCUUACAGAAAAAACAACUUGCAACCUAAGAAAAGUGAGGGUGAAAUUAGUGGGAUAUAUGUGAAAGUGAGCAUGGAUGGGGCUCCUUAUCUUAGAAAGAUAGAUUUGAAGGUGUUUAAAGGGUACCCAGAAUUGCUUAAGGCCUUGGAAGACAUGUUCAAGUUCAAAGCUGGUGAAUAUUCAGAGAGGGAAGGAUAUAAUGGAUCAGAAUUUGUGCCCACUUAUGAAGAUAAAGAUGGUGAUUGGAUGUUGGUCGGAGAUGUACCAUGGGAGAUGUUCACCAAUUCUUGCAAAAAGCUGAGGAUCAUGAAAGGAUCAGAAGCAAGAGGCUUGGGUUGUGUUGUUUGAAAAAAAGGAAGGAAAAAAAAUAGCCCUUCAGCUUAGGGUAUCCAAAGAAGAAAUUACGAUCCCAUUUUUUUUUUCUUCUUUGUUGAUUAAGCAACAAAGAAGAUUAAUCUUAGGAUGUUGUCCAAGGCAUAACCCAAAAAAUAUAUAUUUUCAUGUAUAGUUUUGGCAUGUUUCUAAUUUCCUUGUGGAAUUUGUACAAAGGAAAACAUAUGAAGUUCAUAACAUGGUUUUCCUUUUUUUUUCUUUUCAUGUAUAUUAUAAAUCAAAUCCUUCUUUU